CGAUCCCCAGACCCUUCGACGCUUGCCGUUGUACCUUGUCCUGACGUCUUCAUUCAUCAUGCGUUUCGCCGCCCCUAUCUCUGCUCUUGCCUUCGCUGUUGUGGCUCUUGCCCAGGAUCAAACUAUUCAUGUCGGUAACAACGGCACUGGCAGCGGACUUUUCUUCAGCCCUCAGUUCGUCAACGCGACCGCCAACUCGACUAUCACCUUCGUCUUCGACACUCCGAGCACCAACCACACGGUUGCACAGUCGUCCUUUGCUAAGCCUUGCGAGCCUCUUGCGAACGGUUUCGACUCGGGGUACACCCCUGGUGCUGCGGGCGUUGCUGCUCCCACCUGGAACCUGACGGUCACUGAUGCCUCCAAGCCUAUCUGGUUCUACUGCGCACAACCCACCAAGACUCACUGUAUUGCCGGCAUGGUCGGUGGUAUUAACGUUCCCGCUCCCCCUGCCACAAACGACGGCUCUGCGUUCAUUGCGCUCGCCACGGGUGCUUCCUCCAUCGUCCAGCCGGUCCCCGCUCUCUCUGGUGUUGGUGCCUUCGCUUCCGCUGCCCCCUCUGCCACUGCCCCCGCCUCUUCGGGCAGCGGUUCCUCCUCCGGCACUAGCUCCGGCUCGUCCCCGAGCUCGACAGGCAACGCCGCCGCCGCGGUCGGCGUCAGCGGCGGUUUCGUCGCCGCGCUCGCGGCGGUGUUCGGUGUUGCCCUCCUCUGAUGGUGAAUUCCUCGAGCCACGCAUUUUCUCUGCACUUUGUGCUAGAUAGAUCGCAGUGCCGGCGCGAACGAUCCCUUCGAUACGUCUCAAAAUUGACAGUGUUCAGUGACAUCCGUGGGUACGGUUGCGGUUGUUGGGUUCGUGGGGUGUCGUAAUCGCUUCUCGUAUUCGUAUACCUGGUUACUGCGGCUGGUGACUCUUACGAUAUGUUCUCGAGCGAUUAGUACUUGUCUUGGUAGUCUGGUUGUACGGUCGGCAACGAGGGGGAAUGAACGACAGGUGGAUUCUAACACG
This is a messenger RNA of Dichomitus squalens LYAD-421 SS1, 1009 nucleotides long. RefSeq lists its product as uncharacterized. The transcript is spliced from 4 exons. The record is from RefSeq and is a predicted model, not a curated record. The coding region runs from base 59 to 715 and encodes 218 amino acids. NCBI's taxonomy places the organism in Eukaryota, Fungi, Basidiomycota, Agaricomycetes, Polyporales, Polyporaceae.